AUGAUGUACUCGACUGGACUUGAUUCUCGUCCCUACUCCAUUGUCGUUGAUGACGUAAGUAGAGAUGAUCGAUCAGACAUUGUUGUCACUAAUUCAAAUACGCAUAAUAUUGAUGUACCUCUUGGAUAUGGGAAAGGAAGCUUUUCAAUAGGAACACUCUACUCAACUGGAGAAAGCUCUUUUCCUUACUCAGUAACGAUACAUGAUUUGAAUAAGGACAAUCAAGCAGACGUCAUAGUCACAAACUCAGAAACCAAUAAUGUCUUUGCAUUUUAUGGAUAUGGCAAUGGAACAUUUGCAGAGCCAUUAUCUUAUUUUAUGGGCUAUGAAUCUCAUCCAUCAUCAGUCGUAAUUAGUGAUUUCGACGAAAAUGGUUGGAUUGAUAUUGCUGCUGCAAAUUACGGUACUGACAAUGUUGAAAUUCUUUUUCAAACCUGUUAA
Molecule: messenger RNA, 441 nt
Organism: Rotaria socialis
Lineage: Eukaryota; Metazoa; Rotifera; Eurotatoria; Philodinida; Philodinidae
Source: the annotation of a GenBank genome assembly